Messenger RNA from Setaria italica (foxtail millet), 947 nucleotides. RefSeq lists its product as uncharacterized. The record is from RefSeq and is a predicted model, not a curated record. The transcript has a single exon. NCBI's taxonomy places the organism in Eukaryota, Viridiplantae, Streptophyta, Magnoliopsida, Poales, Poaceae. Bases 90 to 947 code for a protein of 285 amino acids.
GCACCAUCCCCCAAUCAGCACGAGCCAAAGCCCCGAGCACACACAAAGAGCCGCCUCCAACCGCUUCGCCUCCGCUUCCGCCGCCGGCCAUGUCGCGCUUCUUCCGCGGCGCUGCCCUCGCCGCCGCAGCGGCCGGGGGCCUGUCCUCUGCAGUAGUCUCGUGGAACCUCUCCUCGCCCCUCCCGCUCUCGGCCUCCCCCUCCUCUUCCCCGUCGACGUCCGUCGGCCCCGCCGCCGCUGCCACCGGCCACCUCGCCCUCGUCCGCGCGCACCCGGGCCUCCGCGAGCUCGGCGCGAUGCUCACACCGUCCUCCUUCUUCGUCGACGCCACCCAGGCGCUCCUCGCGGGCGCUCUGCGCUGCGCGCCCCUCUACCCCAGCACGCUCCGGCAGGGCCGCGACUACCUCACUGCGCAGAUCCUGUCCGCGGAGUCGGAGGGCCACGCGGCGUCGGAGGAGGCGGCGAUGGACCGGAUCAACAUGGCCCUCCUCGACGCGCGUGACGGCCACCUCGACGACGCGAGCGACGCCAUCGCGCGCCUCGCCGCGGAGCGCCCCGGCGACACCACCUCGCGCCUCUACGCUGCCGCGCUCUGCCACGUGCUCGGCCGACACGAGGAGGGGACGCGGUGGCUCCACGACGCCGCAGUGCCCGACCUUUCCCGCCUCGAGCACAAGAUGCCGUUCGUUGAGGGCGUCCUUGUCUCCACGGUCGGCUCCGCGCCGCGCGCCGUCGCGGGCUCGGAGGAGCUGGUCUUGCGCACCACGCUCGGGCUGGUGGAGCUGACGAUGUGGUCCAUUUUCCAGCACGGCGAUCUGCCGGAGAGGCUUCAGGUGUUGGCGUUGAUGGUAUUCUUGCGGGGGGCCGUAGCGAGGAAGUUAGGCAGAGAUGAUGGACCAGCACCGCCGGAGGGAUCUCAGGACGCAUCGUCACCCCAAGCUUCCUAG